Messenger RNA from Heterobilharzia americana, 225 nucleotides. NCBI's taxonomy places the organism in Eukaryota, Metazoa, Platyhelminthes, Trematoda, Strigeidida, Schistosomatidae. The record is from the annotation of a GenBank genome assembly.
AUGCAAAGAAUGCUGGCACAUCAUAAUAUGCUCGUUGUACUGAUUGCUUUGAUAACUAUUCCCAGUUUUGUUCAUUGGAGAGUCUCAACAGCUGCAGCUGGAAUAGGAAGCCAAGAAACACAGCCUACAGAACAAAACUCCAAAAGCUCAUUCUGGAAAUGGCUACAGUGGAUAUUGUCCGUGUUAUGUUUGAUUUAUAAGAUCUUUGGUGGUUUUUUAGGAUAA